Messenger RNA from Brenthis ino (lesser marbled fritillary), 240 nucleotides. The record is from the annotation of a GenBank genome assembly. Lineage: Eukaryota; Metazoa; Arthropoda; Insecta; Lepidoptera; Nymphalidae.
AUGUGUGUUCACUGUUCAGCGUUUAAUCCAGUAUUGGACGUCCACACUAUUCCAGUGGCGCUGGAAUGGGCGCUCUGGAAUGGAAAAGUAGACAGUCAAUCCAGUCACUGGACUGAGUUGCACACUGGAAUGGGUAAAUUCCAGUGCCGUUCACAUGAUUGCAGUGGCAUCCCAGCGCUGGUUUCGAUCGCUGGACUAAAAUACUGCUGUAAUAUUGUGAACCGGGUAUUAUAUUCUCCU